Messenger RNA from Kalmanozyma brasiliensis GHG001, 4422 nucleotides. RefSeq names its product Patched. Gene Ontology annotation, cellular component: membrane. The coding region runs from base 1 to 4422 and encodes 1473 amino acids. NCBI's taxonomy places the organism in Eukaryota, Fungi, Basidiomycota, Ustilaginomycetes, Ustilaginales. The transcript has a single exon. The record is from RefSeq and is a predicted model, not a curated record.
AUGAAAGGCAACUGCGGCAAGAAGAGCAUCUUCAGCCCAGAGCUGCCAUGCUCCGUGGACGAAAAGGCCUCUUUGCCGAAAGAGCCAGGCUUCCGGGAGCUUCUGGUAGCCACUUGUGGAUCCGACUUCGCCGAAGGUCCGGUGUGUUGCACGCAAGCACAGGUGGAGAGCCUCUCGGCCAAUCUUCAGCAGGCCGAACCAUUGAUCUCCUCGUGCCCGGCCUGUCGCAACAACUUUCGGUCGCUGUUCUGCGCGUUCACCUGUUCACCGAAUCAGUCGCAGUACGUCGACGUUGUCGAAACCCAAGAAGUGAAGGGCAGCGACGGCAAGCCCUCUGAAGCCGUCAAGACGGUGGAGUACUUCAUCGGAGCAGAAUGGAAGCAGAAGUUCUUCGACAGCUGCAAGAACGUCAAGUUUGGAGCCAGCAAUGGCUUCGCCAUGGAUCUGAUCGGUGGCGGCGCCCAGACUCCGAAUGCUUUCCUCAAGUUCCUCGGCGACGAGAAGCCACUGCUCGGAAGCCCCUUUCAGAUCAACUUUCCCGACCAAAGCGUGGAUCACGAUAUACGACGAGCUUAUGCUCCGCCUCAAGCACCUCUACGGAACGACUCGCUUGCACCACCAAUUCCCUUCGACUGGAACCCCAGACAAUGCAGCGAUCUUGAUCUGUUGUCGCGCUGCGCUUGCGUCGACUGCCCCGACACUUGCACGGCCCUUCCCGAACUGCCUCCCAUGCACGGGCCCAAGUCGACUUGUUCCGUCGGAUCGCUCUCCUGCUUUUCCUUCACGGCUAUCCUUCUUUACGCGCUUAUUGUCCUCCUCUUCUGGUUCUGGAAGCCAAUCAGAAGCAAGAUCGGAGGUCGUCGCGGAGGCAUUGCCUUGCCAAAUGGAACGGGCCGUCUCAACCUCUCCAGCGAGUCCAGCGGGUUCGAGCGGGUCCGCAUGGGGUCUGAAGACUCCCUGGAUGGCAUCAAUAGCAGGACGCAGACUCAAAGGACGAAUUCUGGUGGCUCCAGAGGACUCGGACACUUUGGCGAAGCAAGCUCUUCGAGCUCUGCUCCGGACGGCACUUAUCGCGGCAUUGGAUUGGAACGCAACGACAAUCUGUCCGCUCUGGGCGCACUUCAGCCACGCAAAUACGCCCUGAAUCAGUUCUUGACUCGGUUCUUCUACCGCCUAGGUCUGUUCUGCGCGAGUCACCCCUGGCUCACGUUCGUGCUCGCAGCCGUCUUCGUCGGCGCUGCCAACAUCGGCUGGAAGGACUUUGAGGUCGAGGUGGAUCCGGUCCGUUUGUGGGUUGCGCCUGGCUCGACAGCCAAAUUGCAGAAAAAUAUCUUCGACCAAGAGUUUGGACCUUUCUAUCGGCCGCAGCAGAUCUUCCUCAUGGACCAGAGGUCAUAUCAGGGCCUCGCGACCUUGCGACACAACGCAUCGUCAGCUCAACUAGACGCUCUGCCGCCUGCCCUGUCCUGGGAACGCCUUCUGUGGCUCGCUGAUUUGGAGAAAGAGGUCCGCGAGCUUAGAUCGCCUUCGGGAGUUACCUUGCAGGACGUCUGCCUCGCCCCUGCAGGUCCGGGUACGCCUUGUGUGGUGCAAAGCAUCCUAGGAUACUUCCAGGACGACCCCAUCGGGUAUGGACUGGACGCGGAUAGUUGGGACCAAGCUCUGGAUCAAUGCGGUAGCAAUCCUGCCGAGUGUCUGCCCACGUUCGGACAGCCUCUGAAGCCAAAUAUUGUGCUGGGAGGCAGACCCGAGCAUGCAGAGGCAAGCCAGGCACGGUCCGCUGUCGUGACGUACGUACUCAACAACAGUCUCAACACCACCCUGGUCAGCUUGGCCGAAGAGUGGGAACGAGAGCUGCUCAACCUGCUCGAAGCGGUCGCAGCUGGGUCGUUGACCAGCUCGCAAGCGCAGAACCUGACAGUAGAACGCCACCCUCUCUCGGUAAGGCGUCAAGAGCUAGGCAUCCAAAUUGCAUUCAGCACUGGAGUCAGCCUCGAGACCGAGAUCGGAAGCAGCAGCAACACCGACGUCGGCAUCGUUAUUCUCUCCUACUUGACCAUGUUCAUCUACGUGGCUCUGACCCUCGGAGGCAGGCGCGGCAAAGCCUCGGUGAUCGAGGACGACCACGAAGAAGAUACGCCGAUCGUAGAGCCGGGCUCUUACCCUCGGAUGAGCGCAAACUCAAGAUAUGCCACGAAUGGACGUUCGAAGCUACUCACAAGCGUCCUUCGUCGUGGCAGGGCGCUUGUCAACACCUACUGCGUCUCGUCCAAAUUCACGCUAGGUCUUUUCGGCAUUAUCAUCGUGCUCUGCUCGGUCUCUUGCGCCGUAGGCAUCUUCAGCGCGAUGGGUGUCAAAGUUACCCUGAUCAUCGCCGAAGUCAUCCCCUUCAUGCUGCUGGCGGUCGGCGUGGACAAUAUUUUCCUGCUGUGCAACGAGAUGGACCGGCAGGCACUCGAGCCAACAAGCGCCGAGGCUGGGAUGACUCGUUCCGACCCUUCAACAGCCUCCCUUCCACCUUACAUGGGCGCGUCGAGCCAUCCGGCGCAUUCACCCUCGGACGAGAUCGAGGCACGGGAUGAUUUGUUCAUGGAGGCGCAUAUUUCAACGAGCCCGACCGGCCGCGACUCGAUUGAGGAGCGAGCAGCGCGCUGCUUGGCUCGUGUCGGCCCUUCCAUCCUCCUCAGCGCGACGACCCAGAUCGUCGCGUUCCUCCUCGGGGCAGUGGUGCCUAUGCCUGCCGUCAGGAAUUUUGCUCUCUACGCAGCGGGAAGCAUGUUCAUCGUCGCCAUCCUUCACUGCACCGUGUUCAUCGCGGCGAUGACGCUGGAUGCUCAUCGAGUCGAGAGCGGCCGCAUUGAUUGCCUGCCUUGCCUCAAGACGCCCCCGCAUCAGCAUCAAAUUCAGCUCCAGACCGACACUGCGGCUGGACCCAAAGAAGGAAUGCUCGACGCUUUCAUCCGCUAUCGAUACGGCCCAAUCUUGCUUCGAUCCAAUGUCAAGCGCCUGGUCGUCAUUGCGUUUGGCGCGGUCGCGGUCAUCAGCAUCAUCGGAGUUCGCAGAAUCGAGAUGGGCCUGGAUCAACGUCUGGCCCUUCCAUCCAAGUCCUACCUCCGGCCGUACUUCGACGCCAUCGACGUCUUCCUCGAUGUCGGUCCUCCUCUGUAUUUCGUCGCAUCCGGGGAAGAGGUCUCUCAGCGUCAAGGUCAAAGAGAUCUUUGUGGGAGGUUUACAACAUGCGCACCUCUAUCGUUGGCCAACACGCUGGAAGGCGAGCGUCAAAGACCGGAAGUCUCGUGGAUCGCGGAACCUGCCAGCUCUUGGGUCGACGACUUUCUCCAGUGGCUCAACCCUAUCCUCGAUGGAUGCUGUCGCGUCAAAAAAUCGGACCCCUCCGUCUUUUGCGGCCCUCAGGACAGUCCCUUUGCUUGUCAGCCAUGCUUCGAGGGCCGAGACCCUCCGUGGAAUAUCACGAUGGAUGGUCUUCCCGAAGGGGAUGAAUUCUACAGCUAUCUCAAGCAGUGGCUCCAUAGCCCGACCGAUCAAGAUUGUCCGCUUGGUGGUCAAGCGGCGUACUCGUCAGCACUCAGCAUCGUAACAGAUCCCAAGACUGGCAAGGAUACCGUGCGCUCAUCGCACUUCCGAACGUACUUUGCGCCGCUCAGGUCGCAGUCCGACUUCAUCGAUGCACUGGAGCAAUCGCAGCGAAUCUCGGACGACAUCUCUGCCCGCGUGGGCUACAAAGUCUUCCCGUACAGUCUGUUCUUCAUCUUCUUUGAGCAGUACACGUAUCUGCUCUCGAUGGCUGUUCAAGUGCUCGGAUCGGCUGCUCUUGCCAUCUUUGCCAUCAACACGGUGCUGCUUGGCAGCUGGCGUACCGGCGCAGUGGUGACGCUGAGCGUAGCAAGCGCCGUGUUCCUGGUGGCAGGGGCUAUGGGCUUCUGGGGCAUCCAGUUCAAUGCGCUGACGCUGGUCAACCUGAGCGUGUGCGCAGCGAUCGGUGUCGAGUUCUGCGCACAUAUCGCGCGCGCUUUCAUGCGUGCGCCAGGCGCUCUGCCUCGAUCGCAUCCCAUGUCGCAGAAGGAAAGGGACGAGCGCGCUUGGCUUGCGCUUACGGAUGUGGGAGGAGCGGUGGUCAACGGCAUCUUCUCGACUAAGCUGAUCGGCGUCGGCGUGCUCAUCUUCACCAAGUCCGAUCUGCUCAAGCUGUACUACGCCAAGACAUGGCUUUGCCUGAUCAUCGGCGGUCUUCUGCACGGCUUGAUCUUGCUUCCGGUAUUGCUCAGCUGGCUUGGCGGGCGAGGGUGGUCGAGCGGAGAGGACGAAUCGGAUGUCAAACGGCGAUUGAACCGGGCAGGAUCCGAAUAUCGACCCAUGAUGGCUUCCGAGCCAGGUGCGAGUGAUGACGAGGAGGGUCUUUGA